AUGAUAUCCACUUCAUUAAAGAACUUAUGUGAUUACCUUAACGGGAACAUUUUGAAUCAACACAAUCGCCAUCUUGCCGAAAAAUCCUCCCGAUGGAAUGUACUUUGGAUAUUGAGCAUAUCAAACUUUGAUAGAACUCUUCAAAUGAUGUUCCGCAUUCGAUCGUAUGUUAUAAGAGAAAAGAAUAAUAGUCCCUUUACUGAUCUGAUACGAUGCGUUAAAUCAAUAAAGAAAUUCAACACCUUGAAAAAGAUGAAUUUUUUCAAAAAGGAAAUUGAAAAAGAAGUGACUAGCCAUAGUCAAUCCAAUUCCGGUGGUGCUUCUAACGCGGGCAAUCAAGGGAUAGGAGGUGGAAUAUUAGGUGAAGUUGAACAAGCUGUGGAAGGAGGAUUCAAUUCUAAUAAUACUGCUGGUAAUACAAGUGGAUUAGUUAGUGAUAUCGAAAAAGUUGCGGAAACAGCAUUGAACUCCAAUUCUGGUGGUAGUGGAGGACUGUUGGGUGAUGUGGAAAAAUUCGCAGCUGGGGCUUUGAAUUCUAACUCAGGUGGUGGUGAUAAUGGAAUUCUGGGUGAUAUUGAGAAAGCCGCGGUAUAUAAACUCGAUGAUUUAUAUUCACUGCACAACAUUUUCAAAAACACAAAUCAAAUCAAGAUGAGUUUUGUUCGAAAUGCCGAAGAAGCCUUCGUCGACAAUAUGGCUGAUCGUGUAAUCAACGAUGUUGUUCCCGGCGGUAGCGGUUUGGUGGGUGGUACUGUUCAAACUGGCGUGGAUCAAUUUGUGAACAAUGAAAUCAAUCGAGAUUUAUUUGGUGGUGGACUCGGAAGUGGUGGUGCACCGACAAAUGGUGGUGGAAUUUUCUAA
Messenger RNA from Adineta ricciae, 861 nucleotides. Lineage: Eukaryota; Metazoa; Rotifera; Eurotatoria; Adinetida; Adinetidae. The record is from the annotation of a GenBank genome assembly.